This is a messenger RNA of Parascedosporium putredinis, 2178 nucleotides long. The record is from the annotation of a GenBank genome assembly. NCBI's taxonomy places the organism in Eukaryota, Fungi, Ascomycota, Sordariomycetes, Microascales, Microascaceae.
AUGUCUGCCGAUAAGAGCUUCAAGGUGGUUAUUGUCGGCGGAGGCAUCGCCGGCCUGUCGCUGGCCAUUAUGCUCGAGAAAUUUAGCAUAGACUAUGUUCUUCUCGAAGCGCAUGAUGACAUCGCGCCACCUCUUGGCGCAAGCAUCGCUAUGAUGCCGAAUGGUCUCCUGAUUCUCGACCAGCUCGGUUGCUACGAGGAUAUUAGGAGCAUCUGCCAAGGUGAUGCGAUAAAAACUGCGUACACUCGAGACGUCGAUGGAAGCGUGCUCUCCUGCACUCCCGACAUCCUUGAGCAUCUUGAGAUACGGCAUGGAUAUCCUAUGCUGUUCUUUGAUCGGGAGUGGCUACUGAAACUACUCUACGACCAUGUCCAAAACAAGGAUCGCAUUCUUGUAGGACAAAAGGUUCGGGACAUUAUCACCGCCAACGAUGGGGUGGAAGUUAGGACAACCACCGGCGUGAGCUACCGCGGUUCCGUCGUGGUGGGCGCUGACGGUGUCCACAGCGCAACGAGGAAGGAGAUGGUCCGGCUCGCCCACGAGAGGGCUCCCGGGUAUUUCCCAGUCGGGGAGGAAGACCGUGUGCCGUGCUACUACCAGUGCAGCUUUGGAAUUGCCCAGGAAGUCGAAAGCUGGCCGGACGGAGACCAAUGUUUUACUCUAGGGCGCGAAAAGUCCUUUCUCGUCGCCUCUGGCCCCAUGAAGCGCGUGUAUUGGUUCUUCUUCUCCAAACUACCCCAGACAAGGCAUGGGCAGGACAUACCAUCCUACACAAAGCAAGACGAGGCCGCAUUCGUGGACGAACACCGGGAUGUGCCCAUCACAGAGAAGCUCACAUUUGGAGAGCUCUUCUCCAAACGUAUUUCCUCUGCCCUUACCCCGCUCCACGAGGUCGUAUACCAGAAAUGGUAUUUCGAACGGAUCCUCGUCAUCGGCGAUGCCGUGCACAAGCCGAAUCCAAUUGGCGGCAUGGGUGGUAACGGUGCCAUCGAAUCUGCAGCGGAGUUUGUCAAUGCACUCAUCGAUCGACGUCGGACGAGUGCCUUGGAAACACUAACCACCCAAGACCUGGCUGCUAUUGGGAAGCAAGUCCAGGACUGUCGGCAUGAGCGAGCCAAAUUUAUCAACGCUAUAUCGCACGACAUGCAGGCUCUUUUCGCGUUCGAGAACCCCAUGCUCUCGAACUUGGUCUGGUAUGGCAUUACCCCUCUGACUGGGGAAGAGCUCGCCCUCGAGUUGAUGGUGGAUCGAAUCGUGGGCGCCUCGCGCCUGAGGUAUGUUCCGAUUCCCAAUAGACCGCGCCGUAUACCAUACGACCAUGAACUUCCAGCCCGACCCUGGAAGUCUUUUGCGUCACGCCUGCCACAAGUCUUGCUUUUGGCCGCUGGUGUGGCUCUCUUCUACCUACCUAAGACGGUCACGACCACGCACCUCGGCGAUCUUAGCAAGUUGGCCACCACCGUGCAAUCGCUUCCUCGCAUUCUAACAUCAACCCUGUUUCCGUCCAUCCUCAAUGCUCCCGACCAGGCCAGUGAUGGAAUAAGCAUCCGGUCGACGGCCAUUUACCAGCUGUCCCAACUCCUGUCCCCGGCUCUGAUUUUGACCGUUGAGGGAUAUCGGGCCGGUAACAGGAUGACUCCUCUCGCAGUUCCCGCCAGGCCCGUCGGCCGCAACAUUCGACCCGAAGUUGCCGAGUCGCUCGUGCCGGCAAUAUCGCUCGCAUACUUGCUGCCAACUUCUUUGAUUCUCGCGGGGGCAGACCUUGAUGCAGACGCGCCAGCUCUCAAGUUUGCCUAUGAUUAUGUGUUCGUGUUACAAGCCAUUGCGCAUGCCGUCGCCAUGUAUGCCUACAUGCGCCGCGGGAAUGCUGUGGCUUUUACGGACUUUUCAAGCCUUCCUCAAAUUCUUGCUUCAAACAUUUCUAGCUGGUCUGGUGUCGCAUCAACACUUUCUAACCUAUUCAACCGUGACGGAGUCUGGUCCGCUGCUGUCAUUGCAACAUCCAACCUUUAUACUAUCUGGGACUUGCGUCGCCUUGGAUACACAAGCACGUCGAGCGCAAUUAAAACGACCCUUAAGGUCGCUCUGGGCCAGGUUCUCGUUGGCCCUAGUGCAACUUGGGCACUUCUUUGGCGCUGGCGUGAGCAGACACUUCUCCGCCUUUCUGUUCCCGCGUAA